CCUUAGGAAUAUAUAAGGCAAUUAUAAAAGCCCUUGAACUACACCUAACCCUAUUUUUCCCUUUUUUCUGGUGCUUCCCUUUUAGCUCACCCGUUUCUUCAAGCACACUAGCUAGCUAGAGCAGCUCAUCUUAAGAAUCGUUCCAUAUUCAUGGUUGGUGUUUUAAUCUGAAGCACUAGUAUACUAGUACUAAGGGAAACUAGCAAAUCUCCACACAAGAUAUAUACAUAUAUAGCUAGAUAAUAAGCCAAAAAAAAAGGCACAUUAAAUCAAAAGCUCAAAUAAAAAAGAAAGGUGGAUCGGAGGCAUGGCAAGCGGCCACUUCCUUCAGAAGCAUCGGAGGAGAAAGAGAUCAUCAAAGAAGAUGAUGAUCAUCAGCAGAAUCAGUAUCAGUAUCAACAUCAUCAUUAUCAUGGUUAUGAUCUGCAACCUUCUAAUUGGUCCCACAGUACCGGCUUCUUAUCGGCUAUGGUUGAUUCUGAUCUCACUCAUCAACAUGGCCAUAUUAGUCCAAUAUCGACUAAUCUGGUGCAAUCUACUUCUCCUUCACCCAAUAUCUCUGAUUCUACUAAAAUUAAUGUCAAACAAGAAGCUGCUCAAGAUCCAUCUCAACCGCCUUCUCGAGAUCAAGGGAAUGUGAGAAGACGGCACUAUAGGGGAGUAAGACAAAGACCAUGGGGAAAAUGGGCAGCAGAAAUACGUGAUCCUAAAAAAGCAGCGAGGGUUUGGCUUGGCACUUUUGACACAGCUGAGGAUGCUGCUCUUGCCUAUGACAAAGCAGCUCUAAAAUUCAAAGGCACCAAAGCUAAGCUUAAUUUUCCGGAACGAGUUCAAGGCAAGCCUAAUACGGCCGACUAUGCCUAUCUCACGGAAGGUGGCGGUAGUACUACUACUACUAGAGGUGACAUAGUCGUUCAGUCUCCUCAUCAACAAGAACAAAACCGUGCGGGCUCAGUACAACAAAUUAAUUUUCCUUGUGAUCCAGCUCUACCUCUUCCUUAUCCUACUAGUGCUUUUCCUAAUCCAUGGCCAUCUGAAGCUACUACUUUCCCGGACCUCUACCAUUACGCACAACUUCUAUCAAGCAAUGAUGAUCAUGAGUUGGAUUACCACUCUUCCAAUCUUUUUAAUCAAUCACCUCCCAUUAAUAUUGCUCCCAAUGAUCACUACUUUUCUUCUUCCUCCUCAUUUUUGUCAUCUUCAUCUUCCUCUGAUCAUCAAUAUCCCCAACCCCCCAAACGAGAAGACCAUCAUGGCAAAGACGACUUUGAUGGUACGAGCUAGCCAUAUGUAGCUCUACUUAUAAUUCAAUCACCCAUGUGUUUGUUACAAUAUUAAUUAUAUAUGUCAUACUACUAUUGUGUAUUUUGCUGUUGAAAUUUUCCAUUUGUUUGAA
Morus notabilis is the source of this 1396-nucleotide messenger RNA. Its product is annotated as ethylene-responsive transcription factor ERF113. The coding region runs from base 469 to 1284 and encodes 271 amino acids. Gene Ontology annotation, molecular function: DNA-binding transcription factor activity; DNA binding. Gene Ontology annotation, biological process: ethylene-activated signaling pathway; regulation of DNA-templated transcription. The transcript has 2 exons. The record is from RefSeq and is a predicted model, not a curated record. Lineage: Eukaryota; Viridiplantae; Streptophyta; Magnoliopsida; Rosales; Moraceae.